Molecule: messenger RNA, 1096 nt
Organism: Prionailurus viverrinus (fishing cat)
Lineage: Eukaryota; Metazoa; Chordata; Mammalia; Carnivora; Felidae
Gene: FHIT
Product: fragile histidine triad diadenosine triphosphatase
Exons: 11
Coding region: 365-814 (149 amino acids)
Biological process (GO): diadenosine triphosphate catabolic process; purine nucleotide metabolic process; negative regulation of proteasomal ubiquitin-dependent protein catabolic process
Cellular component (GO): cytoplasm; nucleus; plasma membrane
Molecular function (GO): ubiquitin protein ligase binding; bis(5'-adenosyl)-triphosphatase activity
Source: RefSeq, a predicted model, not a curated record
AGAUGAAAAGCCAGCCAGGCUGUAAGAGCAGUGACCGAUUGACAUCGACUGGCUUCCAUCUGGAGCUUAAUCUGUCUCCAUACGUCUGUGACAGUGUCACUUGCAGUGUCGACCAAUAUCCAGAUAUUACCACACUCUGCCUAUCUGCUUGAACCAGAGAUUCCUGCGCUGGGAGCUUCGGGGAAGUCUUCACAGAAGAGGCACAUGUUGAUUCUGGAUCUUGAAGUGUGUGGACCGUGUUCUCCAGAUGAGUGGGGAAUGAUGCUUUGAGGCCUCCAGUGACCUUUGUCUAGAGUGGUUGUGUGGACGCUCAUUUUUUUAAACGUCUGUCUCCUUUGCCUGGCAAGGUUUCAACCGUGAGGAAAUGUCAUUCAGAUUUGGCCAACACCUCAUCAAGCCCUCUGUGGUUUUUCUCAAAACAGAACUGUCCUUUGCUCUUGUGAACAGGAAACCUGUGGUACCAGGACAUGUCCUCGUGUGUCCCCUUCGGCCAGUGGAGCGCUUCCGAGACCUGCGUCCAGAUGAAGUGGCAGAUUUGUUCCAGGCAACCCAGAGAGUCGGGAUGGUGGUGGAGAAGCAUUUCCAGGGGACUUCUCUCACAUUUUCCAUCCAGGAUGGCCCUGAAGCCGGGCAGACUGUGAAGCAUGUUCACGUCCACGUUCUUCCAAGGAAGGCUGGAGACUUUCACAGGAAUGACAGCGUCUAUGAUGAGCUCCAGAAACAUGACAAAGAGGAAGAGGACUCCCCAACCUUGUGGAGAUCUGAAGAGGAAAUGGCAUCAGAAGCUGCAGCACUAAGGGUCUACUUUCAGUGACUCUGCAGGCACAAAAGUAACUUGAACAAAUCCCAAGGCAUACAGAAAUGGGCCUCGUUCUCUAGGACUCUGCGGCAUUGGAAAUGAAGCUAAGCAGACUUUAUUACAUCCUACAAUUCUGCAACCUUUUGCGAAGCAUUUUAUUCCACUUGUGGAAGCCAUCGGGGUUAUGUUUCAAUCACCAUGACUGACAGGCUAACUUCAAAACAACAGCAUCGGCAGCCCUUCCAUACUUCCUGGGCUAUGCACUUAGAAUAGAACCUUUUCUAAAUUGUCCCUUGG